Rubroshorea leprosula is the source of this 1766-nucleotide messenger RNA. Lineage: Eukaryota; Viridiplantae; Streptophyta; Magnoliopsida; Malvales; Dipterocarpaceae. The record is from the annotation of a GenBank genome assembly.
AUGAUGCUUUUUUCCCCUUUAUUUCAUUCUACAUUUUUUUUUUUCCUUUUCGGGGGAAAGGAUAGUACAGUCUCUCAGCAAGUCAAGGUUGAACCCAAAGUGAGAGAUGAAAAGCCACCAGCUCUUGAAGAUGCUGAAGUUCUUGAUGAGGUGGAAGAAAAUAAGAAAAAUGCCGCUUCAAUGUUGUGUUCAUUGGUCAUGCUGGUAUAUGGCAUAUAUUAUGGACACUAAUGAAGAGGAGAGAAUUAAGGGUCACAAGAGUUAUGUCCCCAAUAUGAUCAGUGAAGCAGCUCAAGCAGAUAUUGGUGUUCUGGUAUUUCUACCCGUAAAGGGGAAUUUGAAACUGGAUAUGAGAGGAGUGGGCAAACCCGUGAACAUGUUCAGCUUGCAAAAACUUUGGGUGUAUCUAAGCUGUUUGUGGUGGUGAACAAAAUGGACGAUCCUACUGUUAACUGGUCAAAAGAAAGAUAUGAUGAAAUUGAAUCUAAGAUGAUACCAUUUCUGAGGUCUUCAGGCUCCAACUUGAAAAAAGAUGUCCAGUUCCUACCAAUGUCUGGUCUUCUUGGUUCCAACGUGAAAAUGAGACUGGACAAGAGCAUAUGCCCCUCUUGGAAUGGCCCCUGCCUCUUUGAAGUUCUUGAUGCAGUUGAAAUUCCUCCUAGAGAUCCAAAAGGUCCUUUUAGGAUGCCUAUAAUUGACAAAUUUAAAGGCAUGGGAACUGUCAUAAUAGGAAAGGUUGAAUCUGGUACCAUGCGUGAGGGUGAUUCUUUAUUGGUCAUGCCAAACAAGGCUCAAGUGAAAGUUCUUGCCAUUUACUGUGAUGAAGAUAAGGCUGCACAUGCUGGACCUGGUGAAAAUCUGCGGGUUAAGUUAUCUGGAAUUGAAGAAGAGGACAUAUUAUCUGGUUUUGUCUUGCGUUGUGUUGCAAAAACCAAUACCUACAGUCACUGGAUUUACAGCCCAGCUGCUGAUCCUUGAGUUGCUUGACAAUGUAUGAAUGAAUCCACUUUGCAAUAUUUACAGCUGGGUAUAAAGCUUUCUUGCGCAUUCAUUCUGUUGUUGAGUAAUGUGAGAUUGUUGAGCUGCUACAACGAAUUGAUCCCAAGACAAAGAAACCCAAGAAAAAGAAAGUUCUAUUUGUCAAGAAUGGUGCUGUUGUUGUUUGCCGCAUUCAGGUGAACAACUUGAUUUGUGUUGAGAGAUUCUCAGAUUUUGCACAACUUGGAAGGUUUACUCUUCGAACUGAAAGAAAAACAGUUGCAGUGGGAAAAGUCAUGGACAUUCCUUCAAGUGCCGGUGCAUAAAAAAGUUUUGUUGUUAGAGGUGAGAAAUUAAAUUUAUAUUUUUUUUGAAAAAUACAAUCUCUAAUGGGAUGUUUAACGUAUGGCUAAUUCACUCUGACAUCUACAUCCACCGGACUCUCCUUAUGAAUGGGUGUUAAGUUGCAACACAGAAUCAUCUUAAAUGAAGUUGCCGCGUUAAUAAUAUAUUGAUGUCUUAAGGAGAGGUGAGGUGCCGAUGCCACAGGUGCUUGGCAUUGGUACUUUUGAUAUACUUAUGGGUAUGUAAUGUUUAACUUAUACACCCAUUGGCAUUUUUGGAACACAUGAUUGUAAUACAUGGUUUUCACAUCAGUUUGUUGGAAAAUAUUUAGUUUUGGUUUGGGCAUUGUUUUCCUGAAAGCAUUUAGUUUGUCAUUUGGGUUUUGGUUCAAUCUUUAUGUGUAAAAACUUAUUUACUGCUCUUUCAUCGUCUGUGGCAUCCUG